Molecule: messenger RNA, 1281 nt
Organism: Synchiropus splendidus (mandarinfish)
Lineage: Eukaryota; Metazoa; Chordata; Actinopteri; Syngnathiformes; Callionymidae
Product: glycerol-3-phosphate dehydrogenase [NAD(+)], cytoplasmic-like
Exons: 8
Coding region: 51-1106 (351 amino acids)
Biological process (GO): carbohydrate metabolic process; glycerol-3-phosphate catabolic process
Cellular component (GO): cytosol; glycerol-3-phosphate dehydrogenase (FAD) complex
Molecular function (GO): NAD binding; protein homodimerization activity; glycerol-3-phosphate dehydrogenase [NAD(P)+] activity
Source: RefSeq, a predicted model, not a curated record
CCGGCUGCAGUCACCGGUACCUCAGGCAGCGAGCGGCUCAGGAGAGCGCGAUGGCGGCGUUAAAGAAAGUGUGUGUGAUCGGCUCCGGUAACUGGGGUUCCGCCAUCGCUAAGAUCGUUGGUGCCAAUGCAGCCAAGUAUGAGAAGUUCGAUUCCACAGUCAACAUGUGGGUGUUUGAGGAGACGGUGAACGAUCGCAAGCUCUCCGAAAUCAUCAACACCGACCAUGAGAAUGUGAAGUACCUGCCGGGACACAAGCUGCCCACCAACGUGCGUGCCGUUCCGGACCUGGUGGAGUCGGUGAAAGGAGCCGACAUCCUGAUCUUCGUGGUCCCUCACCAGUUCAUCAUCCGAGUGUGCGACACCAUCAAGGACCACAUCAAAAAGGAGGCAGUAGGGAUGUCGCUGAUCAAGGGUGUGGAUACGGGUCCAGAGGGUCUCAAGUUGAUCUCUGAGGUCAUCAGGGCGAGGCUUGGCAUCUGCAUGACAGUCCUCAUGGGAGCAAACAUCGCCAGUGAGGUCGCUGAGGACAAAUUCUGUGAGACAACCAUCGGAUGCAAAGACAAAGCACAUGGUCCAGUUCUGAAAGAGCUGAUGCAGACAACCAACUUCAGAGUGACAGUGGUGGAAGAGUCGGAUGUGGUGGAGAUCUGUGGAGCACUGAAGAACAUUGUGGCAGUCGGAGCAGGCUUCUGCGACGGGCUGGGAUUCGGCGACAACACCAAGGCCGCCGUCAUCCGUCUGGGUCUGAUGGAGAUGAUCUCCUUCGCCAGAGUGUUCUGCACGAACUGCCCCGUCUCCGCCAGCACCUUCCUGGAGAGCUGCGGCGUGGCUGACCUCAUCACCACCUGCUAUGGUGGCCGCAACCGCAAGAUCGGCGAAGCUUUCGCUAAGACUGGCAAAUCGAUUGAACAGCUGGAAAAUGAGAUGCUGAAUGGUCAGAAGCUUCAAGGUCCAGCGACAGCAGCUGAGAUCAAUCACAUCUUGAAGCAGAAAAACUUGGUAGAAAGGUUCCCUCUCUUCACGGCUGUUUACCAGAUCUGCUUCAACGGUCAGCCAGUCACAGAGUUCAUCAGCUGCCUCCAGAACCACCCGGAGCACAUGUGAAGGACCAAAGACUUUUCCCUCCAAAGCUGCGGAACCUUGUUUCAGGAACUUGACUGCAAGAUCACUGCUGACACGCGAGUGUGUCGACAUUUCAGUGCCUUAAUGUUUUUACCCACCAUUUAAAAAAGAUGAAACUCCCAACCUCUACUAUUUAAUGGGAAUUCUUUGCAAUAAA